UGUACAAUGGUGUUUGUUCUUCACUGGUUGCCUUUUUCUUGUAGCAACCGGUCACAAAUCUCUCUCCCUCUCCAGCGCCUUGCCUGCCUCUCUUGUCAUUGGCCACCUGCUGUGACAAGUGACAACAGAGACGACACAGUGACACGGUCCCAGAACAGAGUAACGGGACUAAUCGGUUCUCCCUAUAGACGCACUAACCAACCGGCGAAACGAAACAGUUUCUUGUGCUGGUCCAACCAGACUUCAUGACAAGUCGACCACACUAUUCUGAUUUUAGUAGCCCAACCAACCAUAGCGGUUGCGAGCGGCUGAUCAAACUUGGCAACCUGCUGUUUUUGUUGUUGUUACGGGCGAAAGGAGACAGAGAGACGGGGAGUGCUCCUUGCUAGGCGACGGGUCUAAUCAUUAACCCGUGUUAGGUGCCCCCUCAUCGGAGGAGCUUCUUGCAUGGAUACAUAAUGGCUACGUUUGUCUGCAGGGUUCAGUUCUUAGACGACACAGAUCCAUUCAACAGCACCAACUUCCCGGAACCGACCCGACCACCUCACUACACGUUCCGAGAGGAUAUCCCGCUUAUCAAUCAGAUAGCGGGAGUCCACCGGCUACUUGGAGCACCGCACAAGCUUGAUGACUGUGCGUUGCAGCUGUCCCAUAAUGGAACCUACCUGGACCUGGAGUCUUCUCUGUCUGAACAGAGGGACGAGCUGGAGGGCUUUCAGGAGGACACAGCAGGGACCAAAGGGAAAAAGCAUAGUGUUGUUUUGCGGACCCAGCUGACCGUUCGAGUACACGCGUGUAUCGAAAAACUCUACAACUCCAAUGGACGUGACUUGAGGAGGGCACUCUUCUCUCUCAAGCAGAUAUUUCAGGAUGACAAGGACCUGGUCCAUGAGUUUGUGAUGGCAGAGGGCCUGACCUGUCUCAUCAAGGUCGGAGCAGAGGUCGACCAGAACUACCAGCACUACAUCCUUGGAGCUCUGGGACAGAUAAUGCUGUAUGUGGAUGGGAUGAAUGGAGUCAUCUGUCACCUUGAGACCAUCGAGUGGCUCUACGCUCUCAUUGGAUCAAAGUUCCGCCGGGUGGUGAAGACAGCUCUGAAGUUGUUGCUGGUGUUUGUUGAAUACUCAGAGUCCAACACCCCUCUACUCAUACAGACCAUCAGUACUGUAGACACCAAGAGAGGUUGUAAGCAUUGGUCUAAUGUCAUGGAGAUCUUAGAUGAGAAGGACGGAGUGGACACAGAGCUAAUGGUCUACGCCAUGACCCUCAUCAACAAGACCCUGUUGGCGUUACCCGACCAGGAAUCCUUCUAUGACAUGGUGGAUGGGUUAGAAGACCAGGGGAUGGAGGCUGUAGCUAAGAGGUUCCUGGGAAGGAGAGGAACUGACCUGGACCUGAUGGAACAACUCACUACAUAUGAGGCGACUCUACUUCAUGAGGACGGUGACGAUGACUCUCAUCCUCCCACGGGGCUCUCAUGCCACAGGGACCGCCGUCACGCCAGCUUCGGGGACAAGAGGAGGGGCCUGGAGAGGAGGCGGAGCUGCAGGGCAUCCUUAGGACGGUCUGGGAACGCCUCCCCUUUCAGCCCGUCCCCGCAACGCUCCGGAUUCCAACCAUUCAGGAGACGAGGAGGAGAGGAUUUGAGCGAGAGAACUGGAGUUCAAAGGACUCCCGCCACACCAGCGAACAAACAGCAUCAGGAGUCCCUGUCGGCUGAGAGAGAGAGACGCCGCGCGGAGAGAGAGGAACGACUGCAGAGGAUUGAGAGAGAGGAAAGGAACAAACACAGCCGAGACGAUGUGGACAAAAUGGCAGAGGCCAGGAUGGCACGGGAUGAGAGGUAUAAGCACGUGGAGCGCAUGGCGGCGGAGGAGUUUGAGAAGGACCGCCUGCCCAGGUCACGCCCUGACCUGAGUUUGACCUUUGACCCAGUGGAAGCCAGGCCCCUCGCCUCGUUCCGCAGCACCACCCACUCCUCCCUGGCGUCUCAGGAUGAGGAACAGGAACCAGAGGAACCAGACACAGAACCUGAUCUAGAACCAGAGGAGGAGGAGACUGAGACCCCUGUAACCCCAUACACAGAGACUGAACAACUGAAGCCAGAGGACUUCACUGCCUGUCUAGAACCAGAAGAGGAGGAGGCAGAAGAGGAGGAGGCAGAAGAGGAGGAGGCAGAAGAGGAGGAGGCAGAAGAGGAGGAGGCAGAAGAGGAGGAGGCAGAAGAGGUAGAAGAGGAAAAUAAGAAAAGAGAAGAGCCUGAACAGGAAGCAGAGGAAGUAAAGGAAGAAACAAGAGAAGAGGAGAGGGAGGACGGGGAGGAGGACAGUGGGAUCCUGAGCGACAAGGAACGACAGAAUGAAGACGUUAAUGAGAAAGACAACUGCUCGGCAUCCAGCAGUACCCUGGAGAGGGGGAGCAAUGAGAAAGGUCAGUGGACCCAGAGUGUUGAGGAGGUGGAUGUGAAUGAACGGUGCAGCAACAUCCUCAACAGCAAACGCUUCAUGGACAUGCUCUACUCCCAGAGCGAGGAGGAGGAGGAGGAGAGGGUGAAGGAGAAAGGAGUGGCGGGAAAGGCCAACCAGGAAGCCGUCCGACCGCCUGGCGAGGGAGAGGAGAGCAAGAGCGCCCCGAAAAACGACUCCCCAGAAAAACACCCGAAAAAAACAGAAUCUCACUCAAACGUCAGAGUGUUCGCUGAACGUUUCGGCGAUCUAGUAAAGGGACUGGGCUCGCCUCACCCCCUCCUCCAUAUUCCCCGUCACAAGGCCCCCGUUGUAGAACAAGAGAAGCCCCCUCCACCUCCCCCUAAGAAGGAGUCAGAUACCAUCUGGGACCAGCUCCUGGCCAGUCCUAGGGAGCUGCGCAUCGGAGACAUUGACUUCACGGACCUGAAAGAAGAAGACGACGAAGACAUUCUGGAUGCCGGUCUGAUGGGAGGUUCAGACUCUCUGUGUCCCCCUCCUCCCCCACCCCCCAACCCCUACCUCCCUAACCCUUACUGCCCUCCUCCCCCACCCCUGUUCGGCUGCCAGCCACCACCCUCCGUGCCUCCUCAACCCCCCUUCUCCCCCACGGCCUCCGCCCCUCCACCUCCUUCAGAACCACCUCUGUUCCAGAAGAAGAAGACUAUCAGGUUGUUCUGGAGUGAGGUGCGUCCGUCAGACUACCAGGACAUUAGCAGCAGGAGCAGUGGAGACUCUCUGUGGUUCAAACUAGAGCCAGUCAAGAUAGACACGUCCAGACUAGAACACCUCUUCCAGACCAAGUCCAAGGAGAUACCUGUCACCAAGAAAACGGCGGCGGACGGUAAACGUCAGGAGGUCAUCGUUCUGGACUCCAAGAGGAGUAACGCCAUCAACAUCGGACUGACCGUCCUGCCUCCUCCUCGCACCAUCAAGACCGCCAUCCUCAACUUUGACGAGUACGCACUCAACAAGGAGGGCAUCGAGAAAAUCCUGACGAUGAUCCCUUCGGAGGAAGAGAAGCAGAAGAUCCAGGAGGCUCAGCUGGCCAACCCUGACGUCCCCCUGGGCUCGGCAGAACAGUUCCUCCUCACCCUGUCCUCCAUCAGCGAACUGUCAGCUAGACUACAGCUCUGGGCCUUCAAGAUGGACUAUGAGGCUACAGAGAGGGAAGUGGCAGAGCCGCUGCAGGAUGUGAAGGAGGGGAUGGAGCAGCUGGAGAAGAACAAGACGCUCCGCUACAUCCUGUCUACGCUGCUUGCUAUAGGAAACUUCCUCAACGGCACCAACGCCAAAGGCUUUGAGCUGAGUUACCUGGAGAAGGUUCCUGAGGUGAAGGACACGGUUCAUAAACAGUCUCUUCUGCACCACGCCUGUUCUAUAGUGGUGGACAACUACCCUCAGAGCACUGACCUCUACUCUGAGAUAGGAGCCAUCACACGCUCUGCCAAGGUGGACUUUGACCAGCUGCAGGACAACCUGACAAUGAUGGAGCACCGUUGCAAAGCAUCCUGGGACCAUCUGAAGGUGAUCGCCAAGCAUGAGAUGAAGCCCACCCUGAAACAGAAAAUGUCUGACUUCCUGAAGGACUGUGCUGAGAGGAUCAUCAUCCUGAAGAUAGUCCACCGCAGGAUCAUCAACAGGUUCCAUGCAUUCCUCCUGUACUUGGGUCACCCGGCCUACGGUGUGAGGGAGAUCAGUGUCCACCGCUUCAGUAAGAUCCUCAGUGAGUUCGCUCUGGAGUACCGGACCACCCGGGACCGCGUCCUGCAACAGAGACAGAAACGAGCCGACCACCGCGAACGCAACAAGACCCGCGGCAAGAUGAUCAUUGACGUCAGUACACCCUCUGAUGAAGAAGAGGAAAUGGAGUCUCCAGGGUGGUAUGUUAAGAGCAGCAGUGCCCCUGGUGGCGGGGUGGAGAGCUUGCAGCCUCAGGGUCUGGGCCAUACUGAGGAUGCUGCAGAGCAUGAGUUCAUGAAGGCAGUACUGAAGACCAGCCUGCAGGGCGGCGACAGAGAGACAUCAGGGGUGCCGGGGCUACGCACACGUACCAAGUCACGGCCAGUCCGAGGAGGUCGUGUACAACAGGCAUGGACGCCUCCCGCAGCAAUGGGGGUGGAGUCUCAGAGGUUAGAUGAUGAUGAGGCUGACGAGAUCAUGGAUCGCAUCGUGAGGUCAGCCACUCAGGGCCCCAGUCAGAGAGCAGUGCCCCGGGAGAGGAGGAGAUCACGAGCCAACCGCAAAUCACUGAGGCGGACUCUGAAGAGCGGUCUGACUCCAGAGGAAACCCUACUCCUUGGACUCUCCGACGCCUCCGAGAUGCCAAUGUGACAUCAUCGCCCCCCAUGGAGCGCCAUUGGAAACGCACCCUUUCGUGACCCCAUGUCACGCUUCUGCCUUCACCUCGCCCCGAUUCCCCAGAACCCCAGUCAGCCAAUUGGUAGCCUUGUUACUAGAUUCUGUUGUACCGGUAGCGAAUCACGCGUUAGCUUCAUGUGUCUGUAGUUGGCGUCUUCGUUGAGGUGUCUCUUCGGAAGCCCCUCAAGGAAAAGCGAAGGGAGACUGUACAUCUUUAUGUUAGAAAUGUAUUUUGUGGAAAAAGAGGCAAGAGGCAACACGAUGGAAGUUGGUUUAAUGAGAAUGAAUUGAGAACGAAUCUCAAAAUGUGUCAUUUUCAACAUGCCUCAUGGCUUGAUUGGAGACAGAUUCAUCACUUUGAUAGGAUUAUUUGUAUUUAUAUUAGUUUAGUGUACUGUUACAGCCUAUAGAUAUGAAACAAACAAAGGGAGAAUAGUUGUUGCUUGCUGCAAGUACCCUACAGUAGGCCUAUAACUGUUUGUAUUAAAGCUGUGAACUUCAGGGUUUGAAGACAGAAUAAAGUUUGACUCAUUUGUCCAUUUCUCUCACAUAAUAUAAUGGGGUGAACCCUGACCUUUGACAACAGCAUUCUAAAGACUGACAAUCAUUCAAUAUUAUGCUGUUCCAUAGUGAUGCAAUAAUUACUUUGUAAUUAUAUUAUUAUUAUUAUUACACACUGCUUUUGUUGUCUAAUGGACAACAACAACUGUCACAAUAUGCUUCUCAAUAAUUUAUUUUACCCUUAUUUUACCAGGUAACUCAUUCUCAUUUACAGCAACGACCUGGGGAAUAGUUA
This is a messenger RNA of Coregonus clupeaformis (lake whitefish), 5622 nucleotides long. Its product is annotated as FH1/FH2 domain-containing protein 3. The record is from RefSeq and is a predicted model, not a curated record. The transcript has 26 exons. NCBI's taxonomy places the organism in Eukaryota, Metazoa, Chordata, Actinopteri, Salmoniformes, Salmonidae. Gene Ontology annotation, biological process: cardiac myofibril assembly; actin filament network formation; sarcomere organization. Gene Ontology annotation, cellular component: cytoskeleton; cytoplasm. The coding region runs from base 459 to 4799 and encodes 1446 amino acids. Gene Ontology annotation, molecular function: actin filament binding.